AUCGACCAAGAAGGAUUGGGGUUGGCUUCAACCGCCGACUUGUGGUGACCGCACAUAGUUCAACUUGGGCUCGUUCGAUCACAUGGGUCUGCUCACGCUCCUCCGCAAGCUCAAGAAAGAUGACUCGGAAGCGCGCAUCUUGGUGCUGGGCCUGGACAACGGCGGCAAGACUACGAUCCUGAAGAAGCUGUCCGAAGAAGACAUCAGUCACAUCAUGCCCACGCAGGGAUUCAACGUCAAGAGUCUCCAAGUGGACGGGUUUAAGCUCAACAUGUGGGACAUUGGCGGGCAAAAGACUAUUCGCCCGUACUGGCGGAACUACUACGAACAAACGGACGCGUUGAUUUACGUGAUUGACAGCGCAGACCGCCGCCGCUUGGAGGAAACGGGCAUCGAGCUGAACGCGCUGUUGGAAGAGGAGAAGCUCAGUGCGGCUUGUUUGCUCGUGUUUGCCAACAAGCAAGACUUGCUCAAUGCAUUGCCCGCCUCGGAGAUUUCAACGGCAUUGAACCUCAGCUCCAUCCGCAACCGACCGUACCAAAUCCAAGCGUGCUCGGCCAAGACGGGAGAAGGGUUGCAAGAAGGUAUGGAGUGGAUAGUCGGCAAGGUUGGCGAAGAGCGUGGUCGCGAAGCCAAGUAAAGUGAAGGUGUACUGUACCUCGGUCCCUUGAAAUUUCAAUAACAAUGCAUGGUCAUAAACUGGU
Molecule: messenger RNA, 704 nt
Organism: Aphanomyces astaci
Lineage: Eukaryota; Oomycota; Saprolegniomycetes; Saprolegniales; Verrucalvaceae
Exons: 2
Coding region: 83-640 (185 amino acids)
Biological process (GO): cilium assembly
Cellular component (GO): cytoplasm; microtubule cytoskeleton
Molecular function (GO): GTP binding; GTPase activity
Source: RefSeq, a predicted model, not a curated record